Messenger RNA from Symbiodinium natans, 1572 nucleotides. The record is from the annotation of a GenBank genome assembly. Lineage: Eukaryota; Dinophyceae; Suessiales; Symbiodiniaceae.
AUGGGUGCUGCAGCUGCAGGCAAAGGCAACUGCCAGUUCAACUCUAUCUCCCGAUACGUUUCUGACGAGCCCAACCGAAUUCGCCAACAUGCAGUUGCAUAUAUACGUCGCAAUCGAUUUCUGUUUGAGGGCUUUGUUGAUGGCGAUUUUGAUACGUAUCUGGAGCGGAUGAGCCUCAACGCAUGGGGUGACGAACUGACGUUGAGGGCGCUUGCUACCCACUAUCAGCGGCAAAUCCGAGUCCUACACCAAGAUCGCACCAUCAUAAUCUCUCCAAUUGAAGAGUUUGCUGACCGCUUGGGCUCCCCAAUCUACGUCGUCUUCUUUGCAGAGGUCCACUACGAUGCUGCUGUUCCAAACCUUCCACAGACUGGCCCGGCUGCAGUUGGCAGCGAAACGGAGGCCAUGCUGCGGAUAAGGGCCUUGAGUGGUGCAGUUGUGCAAGAGUUCACCCUUCAAGAGUUGGAUGCAAUGGCUGGGGCCACGACUACUGUUGUUGAUUCUGUUAUGUCGAGAGUGGCAAAGUCGUUGGGACGCAGUGCCCGCGAGAUCCAGCUGGUCGAUGCUCAAGGUGAACAAGUCCGACCUGGAUUUUUAUGGGGCUCCGGAGACUUGCAAGCAAUUGUAGUCAGGGAGCUAUCGUUCCUUGACCUCUGCGCGCUAGGGGAGCUACAGCGAGUUGAGGAGUCCUUGCGCAACGGCGAGGACGUGAACGGCCGGGAUGGCCGCUGUCCGCGCCCCCUCAUGGAAGCUAUCAAAGGAGGCCAUGUUGACGUGGUCAGGGCAUUGGUAAGAGCUCGUGCCCGCGCGGAUCUGGUGGACCAUGACGGAGAGGUUCCUUUGCGGCACAUCGUCAGAAUCGAUCGACCAAGGCGCAUGGAGAUGUGGCAGAGUCUUUUGGAAGGUGCUGAAGCUUACGGUGUGGACUUGGCCAACUGGUGGGGGCCCGUCGAAUUCAACGACGAAGGCUGGAGUUUGCUACAUGAGGCAGCUUUCGGCGCCCAUCGAGAUGGUUUCUCAAACGCCGACAUCGCGCAUGAGUUGGUGCGAGUUGGGCUGGAUCCAAACCACGAAAGCAGGGAGGGCUUGACACCUUUGAUUCAGGCUGUUCGCGGAGGAAAUCUUGAACUUGUUCAAUUCUUUGUCGAGGAGGCCCAUGUUGAGAUCGGUGCUUCCAAUAGGUAUGGCCAGAAUGCUCCUCGCGAAGCCGGACGCGUUGGGGCUCAGGACAUUGAACGCUACUUGAGAGAGGCUACGACAGCUCAAGGCAAAGGUAAGGGCAAGGCCAAGGCCAAAGGGCAAGGAUAUGUCUCUGCAACAGCAGCUACAGUUGCACAUGCAGCCGCGCACGCAGUUGCACCUGCAAAAGCCUUCGUAGAAGCACCUGCAGCAGCAUUCCAAUACCCAACCCGACAGGCCUACCUGAACUCCCCAGCCGGCGCAUUGGCCUUGACAUCAUUUCAAUCACGGGGCAAAGAUCCCGCAACUUUCAAGAGGAUACGUUGCAAAAACUGGCCGCGGUGCCCGUACGGGCAUAGAUGCCACUUCCUGCAUGACGAAUUUCCUGGCUGA